Messenger RNA from Serpula lacrymans var. lacrymans S7.9, 1416 nucleotides. RefSeq lists its product as uncharacterized. Lineage: Eukaryota; Fungi; Basidiomycota; Agaricomycetes; Boletales; Serpulaceae. The record is from RefSeq and is a predicted model, not a curated record. The transcript is spliced from 8 exons. Gene Ontology annotation, biological process: aromatic amino acid biosynthetic process. The coding region runs from base 165 to 1319 and encodes 384 amino acids. Gene Ontology annotation, molecular function: 3-deoxy-7-phosphoheptulonate synthase activity. Gene Ontology annotation, cellular component: cytoplasm.
AAAAGUGAUCAUCUUUCAAGGUUUUUAGUCCUUGACAUAAAAUUCCUCCCUUUCUCACAGAUUCCUGUGAGGUGAUAUAGCAGCCGUAUAUAUAUACGUCCUAAUUUGAUCCAGGUUCUUUUUGUUAUAUAGCCUGUCACAAGUACGAACAAAUAGAUUAUACCAUGUCUAUACCUUUCAAAGACGCGCUCCAGAAGCUCGAAAACCGACGUGUCAAGUCUACUAGGCCGUUGAUACCACCGCAGAUUCUCCAGGAAGACUUACCUCUGACCCUUUUGGCUGCCCAUACUGUCCUGGAAGGACGAUGUGCUACUGAAAACAUCCUCAGGGGAGACGACGACCGUCUCAUGGUGGUCGUUGGACCUUGUUCAGUUCACAAUGUAGAAGCUGCCAUUGAGUAUGCAAAGAUACUUAAAGACUAUGCGGAUCAAGCCAAAGAGGACUUGCAUAUCGUUAUGCGCGUCUACUUUGAAAAACCGCGGACAACUUUGGGAUGGAAGGGCUUGAUCAACGAUCCUGACAUGAACGGGAGUUUCCAAAUCAACAAAGGACUCCGUAUGGCCCGGACGUUGCUAUUGGAUAUUGCGAAGAUGGGUUUACCCGCAGGAUGCGAAUUCCUCGAUACCAUCUCUCCUCAAUACACUGCCGAUUUGGUCUCAUGGGGCGCGAUCGGCGCGCGAACCACUGAAUCACAAGUCCAUCGAGAACUCACGUCAGCACUCUCGAUGCCAACUGGCUUCAAGAAUUCAACGGAUGGAACCGUUGGGAUUGCGGUUGACGCAUGUCGAGCUGCUCGCAGCGGCCAUGUCUUCCUCAGCGUCGGUAAAGAAGGCCUCAGCAGCAUUGUCGAGACAGAGGGUAACCCUGAUGUGCAUGUCAUCCUUCGAGGAGGAGCUAAAGGGCCAAACUACGCCGCGGAAUAUGUCCGCGAGUGCGGAGAAAAGCUAACCAAGGCAGGCCUUGCUUGUAAGAUCAUGGUUGAUUGCAGUCACGGAAACAGCCAGAAGCAACACCGAAAACAGGUAGAAGUUGUGGAGGACAUCGCUCAGCAAUUGGAGUCCGGUGACACAUCGUCCCACAUUAUGGGGGUGAUGAUUGAGUCCAACUUGGUGGAAGGUCGUCAAGAUAUUCCCCCAGCUGGACCUGCAGGCCUCAAAUACGGCCAGUCUGUCACAGAUGCCUGUAUUUCGUGGGAGAUGACUGUUCCAUCAUUGGAUCGUCUACGCGAGGCUGUUCGUAACCGUAGGCAGCUUGUUAAGAGAGAAGCAAAAGGCCUGGACGCCAAUGGUGUUAAGGCUAAUGGUGCGAAUGGUCACUAGAUGUGACCUCGCAGUUCACCCAAUCACCCAACAAUCUGUAUUUGUGUCGUAGAUGUAAUUUAUAUGGAAUAUAUGAGUACCUGAGAGAGAGUUGAUC